Messenger RNA from Protomyces lactucae-debilis, 2249 nucleotides. RefSeq lists its product as uncharacterized. The record is from RefSeq and is a predicted model, not a curated record. NCBI's taxonomy places the organism in Eukaryota, Fungi, Ascomycota, Taphrinomycetes, Taphrinales, Protomycetaceae. The transcript has a single exon. Gene Ontology annotation, molecular function: kinase activity; phosphotransferase activity, alcohol group as acceptor. Gene Ontology annotation, biological process: carbohydrate metabolic process. The coding region runs from base 188 to 1927 and encodes 579 amino acids.
UCUACUCAUUUGACUUCUGGACAAGUCUUCUUCACGAAGUGAACGUAGCAAUCAAUUCUUCUUUUUCAUCUCAUCAACUUAUCAUACUUGUGACUGUUUCUUUGUAGUGCGUCAUUUCUGGGGCAAGAGAGAGAGAGAGAAGCUCAGAAAGACCCUGACCUCAACCAUCCGAGCAAAAGCAUCACAGAUGAGUUACUACAUCGGCGUAGACGUUGGCACAGGCUCAGCACGCGCCUGCAUCAUUGACGAAGCCGGUGAAAUCCUCAGCAUUGCAUCGAAACCCACACAACUCUUUCGUUCAGGUCCUGACAUCUAUGAGCAAUCCACCGAGGAUAUCUGGUCUGCCAUUUGCGAAUGUACGCGUAGAAUCAUGCAAGAGUCGGGUGUAUCGCCUGAGCAUGUCAAGGGACUUGGAUUCGAUGCUACAUGCUCACUUGCCGUUUUGAACCGCAAAACGCAUGAACCCAUGUCUGUGCAAGGUCCUCAAUUCACAGACACAAAGCAUAGCGUCAUCCUAUGGGCUGAUCAUCGUGCUCGAGACCAAGCAGAUCGUAUCAACGCAACAGGCCACAACCUGCUACGCUAUGUCGGCGGUACCAUGUCGCUCGAGAUGGAAAUGCCUAAAAUCUUAUGGCUCAAGGAAAACAUGCCUGCUCAUUUAUUCUCGCAGUGCAAGUUUUACGAUUUGCCAGAUUACCUCACCUUCCAAGCAACAGGCAAUGAAGCACGUUCAAACUGCUCGAUUGUUUGUAAAAUGGGGUUCGUUCCAAUUGGCGUGGAUGAUUCAACGGAAGGUUGGUCGCGUGAUUUUUGCAAGCAGUUGGGUCUUGAGGCAUUCUUGGAGGAAGAUUUCGAAGCACUGGGUGGGAUUCCUGGCAGAAAUGGACGUGUCUUGUCGGCUGGCGAGCGUGUCGGUGGCUUGACUGAAAAGGCAGCCGAGCAAAUGGGUUUGAAGGCUGGAACACCCGUUGGUUCGGGUGUGAUUGAUGCAUACGCUGGUUGGGCAGGUACAGUGGGUGCUAAAGUCGACGCUGCAACACUGGAAGAUGGAUUCAAGCAGUUGGCGAUUGCAGAGGGUGAGUCUGCGAUUGAUGCUGCAUCACACAGACUUGCAGCGGUUGCUGGAACGAGUACCUGUCAUCUUGCCAUCUCCAAGAAUCCCGUCUUUGUGCCUGGUGUCUGGGGACCCUAUAAAGGUGCCAUGAUUCCCGAUUACUGGAUGGCAGAAGGUGGUCAAUCGGCAACAGGCUCACUGCUACACCACAUCAUCACCACGCACGGUGCAUCGAAAUUGGCAGAGGAAGAAGCCAAAAAGGCUGGGUAUGGGAUUUUUGAAUUUCUCAACAGACGCUUGGAGAGUAUUCGCGCAGAGGUGGAUGCACCGUCCAUCGCCUACCUCAUUCGGCAUACAUUCCUAUAUCCCGACUACCACGGCAAUCGAUCACCACUCGCAGAUCCAGAUAUGCGUGGUGUGAUUGUUGGGUUGGGUAUGGAUGCAGAUAUCGAUGCAUUGGCUACACACUACUAUGCUGCAUUAGAAGCAAUUGGCAUGCAAACUCGCCAUAUUGUGGAAGCACUCAAUGAACAAGGCCACACUAUCACGAGUAUCUUCAUGUCUGGUGGACAGUGCAAGAACCCACUGCUAAUGCAUCUCCUUGCUUCUUGUACAGGACUGCCUGUGGUGAUGCCAGAGUAUAUUGACGCAGCGGUCGUCUUGGGUUCUGCAUUCUUGGGCGUGCAAGCAUCGACGGGUGAGCCAUUGUGGGAUGUCAUGGCACGUAUGUCCAAGUCUGGUAAAGUCGUCUAUCCUUCAGAAGAUGCUGAUGAGAUGGCCUUGUUGGGUGUCAAGUACAAGGUGUUCUUGGACAUGGCUACCUCGCAGCGCAGGUAUAGAGCUGCUGUCGAUUCGCUUGAAUCUCAGGCAUAAACCUAGUACAGUUCCAGAAUAUAGAAUGAUGAUGUCUCGUAAGAACUCAACUCAUGACGUUGCAAGUGAUGCAAGAAGCGACAAGACGUCCACAAAGAAUGUUGAGCGUUCGCCUUCAUAUUGAGGAUCUUCCCAGAAUGCGUCGUUCAUGGGCAGAGUCAUGCCCAUAAGCAGAGAUCGUUUAUCUUCAGGAGCCUGACGACAGAGUAAUGCAGCCAUUUGCACAGCAAUCAGCUGGCUCAUCUCUGCACGAGCACCCGUACUGGCUCCUAAGACCGUCUUUUGCUCGAGAUGCGCAGGUGGUAGCAUACUUGAUUCCGUA